GGCUCUCUCCUCGGGCUCCGCGCCGUGUCCGUUGCCGCACGGAGUCCUUCCGGGCUCCUGCCACAGGGACGGUGAGCGGGGGUGCCCGGCGGAGCCAGGCCUGCGAGACCCGCCCUUCCUGCCCGGUUUUCCAGACCCCCGCUGAUGCGGCCGGGCAGGCAGUGUGAGCACGUUGUUCCCUCAAGACAGCCUGAGUUCGGCCUUUCGCCGUGUCAUGCUGCCAGGGUCAUACCCGCAGGAUGUCCCAAACGGAGGGUUCUCUAAUGAUCUUGUUUCACCAUGGCAACCAAUGUGGAGGUGCUGGCUCAGCAGGUAGUGGAGACUCAGCGGGUGGCUGAGGUGCAGACUGUUCAGACUUCACUAUCUGAAUCUCCAGUGAUGACCAGUCCUUCCCAGCGUAUCCAGAUAAUUUCCACAGACUCCUCUGUAGCUUCACCACAACGCAUUCAGAUUGUGACAGAUCAGCAAACAGGUCAAAAAAUCCAAAUAGUGACAGCAGUGGACUCAGCUGUGUCUCCAAAGCAACAGUUUAUUUUAGCCAGUCCAGAUGGAACUGGUGCAGGAAAGGUGAUAUUGGCAACACCUGAGACAUCUAAUGCCAAACAGCUUAUCUUUACCACCACAGACAACAUCGUGCCAGGCAGAAUUCAGAUAGUGACAGACUCUGCUUCAGUGGAACGUUUGCUGGGAAAAGCUGAUGUUCAGCGGCCCCAGGUAGUAGAAUAUUGUGUAGUUUGUGGCGAUAAAGCAUCAGAAUAUUUAAACUCUGCUUGGAAGAAUAUUAGUUUGUACUUCAACUGGACUAUGAUAAAUUGGCAUGUUCUGAAAGACAGUGAUGAUUUAAUAGAUCUUGGUCGUCACUAUGGUGCUGUCAGUUGUGAGGGAUGCAAAGGUUUCUUUAAAAGGAGUGUGAGGAAGAAUUUGACCUACAGUUGUCGUAGCAACCAGGACUGUAUCAUCAAUAAACACCAUCGGAAUCGCUGCCAGUUUUGUAGGCUUAGAAAAUGUCUAGAGAUGGGCAUGAAAAUGGAAUCUGUUCAAAGUGAAAGAAAGCCUUUUGAUGUGCAGCGUGAAAAACCAACCAACUGUGCGGCUUCCACUGAGAAAAUCUAUAUCAGGAAAGAUCUUCGAAGCCCACUAAUAGCAACUCCAACAUUUGUGGCAGAUAAAGAUGGGACGCGGUCAGCAGGUCUUCUUGAUCCAGGAAUGCUUGUAAAUAUUCAGCAGCCUUUGAUCAGGGAUGAUGGUACGGUCCUCCUAGCUGCUGACUCCAAGGGUGAAACAAGCCAGGGUGCUUUAGGAACAUUAGCAAAUGUUGUAACGUCUCUUGCUAAUCUCAGUGAGUCACUAAAUAAUGGAGACACUUCUGAAGUUCAACAAGAAGAGCAAUCUGCAAGUGAGAUUACACGGGCAUUUGAUACUUUGGCUAAAGCACUUAAUACCACAGACGGUACAGCAGCUCAUAACUUGGCAGAUGGGAUGGAUCCUACAGGAGGAGGGAAUAUUCAUGUAAUCAGUAGAGAUCAGUCAACACCAAUUAUUGAAGUGGAAGGACCCCUACUUACCGAUACACAUGUCACGUUUAAGCUGACAAUGCCCAGUCCGAUGCCGGAGUACCUUAAUGUACACUACAUCUGUGAGUCAGCAUCACGACUACUUUUCCUCUCUAUGCACUGGGCUAGGUCCAUACCUGCAUUUCAAGCUCUUGGGCAGGACUGUAAUACAAGCCUUGUGCGUGCCUGCUGGAAUGAGCUAUUUACCUUAGGCCUGGCACAGUGUGCACAGGUGAUGAGUCUGUCUACUAUCCUGGCAGCUAUUGUCAACCAUCUCCAGAACAGCAUACAAGAAGAUAAACUUUCUGGAGACAGAAUAAAGCAAGUCAUGGAACACAUCUGGAAACUCCAGGAGUUCUGUAACAGCAUGGCCAAGCUUGAUAUUGAUGGAUAUGAAUAUGCAUACCUUAAAGCUAUAGUCCUCUUUAGCCCUGAUCACCCUGGUCUGACCAGUUCAACCCAAAUAGAAAAAUUCCAGGAGAAGGCACAGAUGGAAUUACAGGACUAUGUACAAAAAUCCUAUCCAGAAGAUACUUAUAGGCUAGCCCGGAUUCUAGUUCGCCUUCCAGCACUUCGGCUGAUGAACUCUAGCAUCACCGAGGAACUGUUUUUUACUGGUCUCAUUGGAAAUGUUCCCAUUGACAGCAUAAUACCCUACAUUCUUAAAAUGGAAACCGCAGAAUAUAAUGGUCAAAUAACUGGCACGUCUGCGUAGUGGGAACAACGCAAUGAGAUGGAUCAAAGUAGUUUUCACAAAAACAUAGAAUUAUGAAGCUAAAAGAAUAGCGUUUUGGUAUGUACAACUGUUUUCAACUUGUUACCAGUUUCCUGUCAGGUUUCUCCUUGUCUGUUUGCUGACAUUGACAACAUUUAAGCAGCUAUUAAAAGACCUGCUAUAGGACCUUUUCUGCCACAAGGAAUAUUUUUGAUGCCUUUCAUUUAAAAGGCUAUAGAUUACUGAACAUACUUUUCACAUGCUUUGUAUUUAGAAAUUAGUGGUGGUUAAAGAGAGUUUUAUAAUAUCAGAGAUUAAUAGUAAAAUUACUUUAAAAGUAAAAAGAACAGUAUGUAUAUAUUUAAAAGUAUCCUUGGAAUUAAUAUCUAAUAAAUGCCAGGGAAUAAUACUA
Molecule: messenger RNA, 2680 nt
Organism: Pezoporus flaviventris
Lineage: Eukaryota; Metazoa; Chordata; Aves; Psittaciformes; Psittacidae
Gene: NR2C2
Product: nuclear receptor subfamily 2 group C member 2
Exons: 16
Coding region: 280-2268 (662 amino acids)
Biological process (GO): positive regulation of embryonic development; cell differentiation; positive regulation of transcription by RNA polymerase II
Molecular function (GO): nuclear receptor activity; RNA polymerase II cis-regulatory region sequence-specific DNA binding; zinc ion binding
Source: RefSeq, a predicted model, not a curated record